CUGGUCAAUAAGCUUUGCCUUCAUUCUCUACAGUUUCAUCGUGCUGCUUCCAUAGAUUCAGGAUGGAUUGGGAAGGGCAAAAGGCAGCGGAGCAACUGAUGCAGAUACUGCUGGUGUCGUCUGCACUUGUGGCACUGUUCGUAGGCUAUGCGUUGGGUUCUUUUCAGACCAUGAUUCUCAUCUAUGGCGGCGGCGUUGUGGUCACAUCUCUGAUCACUGUUCCAAACUGGCCCUUCUUCAACCGUCACCCUCUCAACUGGCUGGAUCCUCUUGAAGCCGAAAAGCACCCCAAACCACAGGUUGCCUCUACCAACUCUUCUUCUAAAAAGAAAUCAUCCAAGAAGUAGCAAGUAGAUGAAUUGAAGAAAGAUAUGUUUGGAUUACCAGACAUAUCUUCGAACUGAAUUCAGAUAGAAGAAAGAAGCAUUUUUUUUGGGUUUAAGUUUGACCUUGGACUUCAUGGAUUUGUUCUUGUUGCUUACUUUUACUAAUAUACUACUUGCCAAAAUUCUAUUACCAUAAUCUUUCCCUCUAUUUUUCUUGUCCUUCAUCUUAUCUUUUUAUAGGGAUCCUAGUAUCAGA
Cuscuta campestris is the source of this 582-nucleotide messenger RNA. Lineage: Eukaryota; Viridiplantae; Streptophyta; Magnoliopsida; Solanales; Convolvulaceae. The record is from the annotation of a GenBank genome assembly.